Messenger RNA from Eruca vesicaria subsp. sativa (arugula), 618 nucleotides. The record is from the annotation of a GenBank genome assembly. NCBI's taxonomy places the organism in Eukaryota, Viridiplantae, Streptophyta, Magnoliopsida, Brassicales, Brassicaceae.
AUGGAACUUGGUGCCUUGGAACUUUCUCUAAUCUUUGAUGACCUGAAUUUCAAGUCCAUUAGUUUUCUGGUCUCUCUCUUUGAGAGCAAGUCACUUGUAAACCUUAGGAUCCGAAGAGUCUGCCUUACUCAAGGACCCACUUCUCCUCCAGAUUUCACGCUUUAUUACCGUGGUGAUGAAAUACCAGUAUUCAACAAUCUGAUUAGCUUGUCUCUAGGAAGUGAUAAACCUCAUGGCACUCCAUACAUCUUCUGGAAAUUGCUUCCAUCUCUGCUACUCAAGGCACCAAAUCUACAAACCCUAAUCAUCAAGGGUCUAGUGCACUAUGUUAAAAAAGGAUGGGAGGUUGGGUUGAGCCUACGUUUAUCAUUGGAUGAUAUGCCUGAUGCUCUGUCAUCAUCCGAAGUGAAGGUUUUAAAGAUCACUGGGUAUGAAGGAACUGGUGAAGAACUUGCUCAAAUGGAGUGUUUCUUGGGGAAAUUAACGCAUCUUGAAAUGGUUAGGGUUACUCAUAAAGUAGCUGAUGAUGGAGAGAGACUUCGUCUGGUGAAUGAUCUUUUGCAUCUUCCCAGAGCUUCAUCCAAAUGCAAGCUCCAAGUCAUGAAACAAAGUGCUUGA